Pecten maximus is the source of this 3309-nucleotide messenger RNA. Its product is annotated as protein let-653-like. The transcript is spliced from 7 exons. Lineage: Eukaryota; Metazoa; Mollusca; Bivalvia; Pectinida; Pectinidae. The record is from RefSeq and is a predicted model, not a curated record. The coding region runs from base 207 to 1448 and encodes 413 amino acids.
UAUUUAACAGGUAUCAGUUGUGUGGGAAACCAUGAGAGGCAGGGAGGACAAGCUCAGCGUACUGACAGUAAUUACGUCUGUGUGGUUACUUCUCAGCGUGUGUGUUACAGGGAUCAUUACAACGCCAUGUACGGAUCAGACUAAGCUAGAAAAUUUUAAUCACGUUAUGACUAUGUGUCAAGGAGGCGAUACUAUAUAACACACGUAUGGUAAUAGACACCUGGGGUACGGGAGGCCCGGGGAUAUACAGUUGUACAUGUACCGUUACACUGAAUACGAAAAUAUCACGUACAACAACAGUGACAGUACAGGAAUAUCCGGGAGUAGAAACAGAUCUUAACUGUGCAAGUAAACUUCGUAUCACCUCCACUACAUCUGCUGGUUUUACCGAGACCGGUUGUAGCCCGAUCCCUGCUACGUCGGUGGACAAUUUCGGGACAGCAGACAUGUUGACGCUGACGUUGACCAGGGCAGAAAAUGGUACACAAUGGAAGUCAGGACAUUGUAUUUUAAUUUCGCCAGACAUCAGCAGUUCUCUGGAAAUCACGGUUAACUGUAAUAAAAAUAGUGUUACGUCUGACAAACCCUCGACAGUUUCCACCAGUGCGUCAACAAAAAGUACUUCCACACCACCAACAUCACCACCAACACCACCACCACCAACAACAACAACAACAACAAAGAUGACGACAACAGAAAAACCACCAUUUACGUCUACCAAACUGAUGACAACCUUAUCAACAGAUUUGACUACUGGUGAUGUUGUUGCAGUGUCUUCAACGAUGGGAGAAACAGGAAAAAACGCUAAAAAUUUAGACGCAGACAUUGGGAUUAUCGCCGGAACAGCCGGCGGUGGAGGCCUACUGGUCGUCAUAGCUAUCAUCGUUGGUGUCGUCAUCAGCAGGAGAAGAAAACCAGACAUUCAUCAGCCAGUUGACCGUGGGAACACGUCUAACGGCAAUACGAAUGACGGUUAUGACGGUGACAUCCAACCGUACGCUAUCACAGGAACCAUGAAGAAAUACGUCAACUCUGACGGGGACACAAUAACUCACAACUCGCUCUAUGAAUCGGCCGGACCCCGAGAUCCGGACGACAGUCACAUAGUCACGGGAACGGGCGAUAUGUACGCACAGGUGCGAAAGUCAGAUCAAUAUUCCACAAUAAAAGACACUGAAAUUGACAGAUUGGAACUAGAGGAAACUCCGAAGGGAGAUGUUUAUGCUGUCGUUAACAAAUCAAAAAAAGAAAAGACCGGUAAUGAAAGUGGUGACAACCGUCCGUCUCGGUAUAGAAAUGCGGACGGUUUAGUGUACGCGGAAGUGAGUGCUCAGGACGAAACGUCACGCCCACAGUCACGGGUGAAGUCACGCCCACCUCCCGUAAGCCCAAAACCGAAAGCAGACUCGGGGAAUGUUGUAUAUGCUGAAGUGAAUACCGGUGUCUGAUCUACCGGUAAACUCUAUGUUAGGUAACCGAGUAAAAGUAUUGAAUAUUCAAAAUAAUGUGGUAGUUUUGUUAAUGACAUGCCGCAAGUUAUAUCGUUUAUUAAGUGAUUGGGGAGAAAGAAACGUAAAAAAACAGAGAAGGAAACCUGAUACUUUAAUCGCAAUUCUGUAGUCAUAUUGUUCGGCAUAUCAUUGCCCGUACGUCCGUCAGUCCGUCUGUCACAAUAUUUGUCCGGCUAUGCAUUCGCUUUUCUUUUCCUUUUUGGAUUUCAUUCAAAUUUGGUAUAUAGUUAGAAGACCAUAUGAACUUGUGUCCCCUGCAGUGAUUUCGCGAUUUAAAGUGUCGGGACACCUUAACCACUCGGCCACCGCGGUUUUCAAUGGAUUUUCUUUUAACUUUUUACACAGUUGAAGGACAGCAUGCACUUGUGCCUCCAGUAAAUGUUUUUUCCGAAAAAAUGUUGUUUUUUUUUUUACAUAGUUAUGCCCUUUUAUUUGAAAAAUGGUUAUAAUUUUGUCCAGUUAUGCAUUUCCUCAGUUUUCACAAAAUUGGUGUACAGUUAAAAGACCAUACGGUGCUGUGAUUUUCCACAAGUAGUCCUUUUAAACAAAUUAUGCUACUUUAGCCCUUUUUAACAGAGUUAUGGUCCUUUUUCAUACAAAAUGUGUCAUAAUUUAGUCCGGCUAUGCAUUCACUUAGUUUUUGAUGGAUUUUCUUGAAACUUUAUACAAAGUUGAAGGAUGGCAUGAAAUUGUGUCUUCAGUAACGGCUUCUUCCAAAAAAAAAACCUUUUUACAGAGUUAUGCCUCUUUAUGUAAAAAAUGGUUACUAGCUUGUCCAGCUAUGCAUUUGCUUUGUUUUCAAUGGAUUUUACUAAAAUUUGGUAUGUAGUUAGAGGACCCUAUGAGGCUUAGCCCUAUUCAAAGAUUUUGCCGAAUUACCAGUUCUAAUAGAGUUAUGCCCCUUUUCUUUAAAAACGAGCAAAAUUUUGUUCGGCUAUGCAUUCACUUAGUUCUUACCUAAACAUAGAACAUGUUUGAUUUGGUUAUAAUACCAUAAACAGGCAGCUUCACAAAGUAUCCAAACCAAUCAUGGGAAAGCGGGGAGUAUAUUUGUCACCCCCUCGGUGACAGCUCUAGUUAAGAGUUCCAGUUCAGUUGGUAAUACAUAUGUUACAGAAAUGCAUGAACCCAGUGGUAUUAUAAACACUAUGUAUAAGGAUCUCGGAGCGUUGUUUUUACAUUGUAUAUGUUAAUGUUUAUAAUAUCAGAAGUUUACUGUUUUACUUACAAAUGCACUUUCAUUUUAUAUUUAAAAAUAUAUAUUUUAUAUACUUAACGCCAGAGGAGUAUUAACAAUUACAUAUUGAUAGUAUUAAUUACACCAGCAGAAUUAUGUGACAGCAAUGUUACUGAGACAAUAUAGCCGAUCAUAUCGUUAUCAUCCCUUGUAAGGCCUACAACAGUACCAGUCGAAAGGAAUAGUAUUUGCUGACGUACUCUACAAGGAUAACAUUAAAACAAUUACUUGUGGUAAAUAUUUUGCUUGUCCGUCACCUGUUUUUAUAUGAAGUAUAGACUUAAAACGGUCGCUUAGCAUUAAUUAAACUUUUUUUUAAUUAGCAUUAAUGUUUAUGUAAAAUAUUUUGAUUGAAGGCAAAUCUUACUUCGUAAUGGAGUCCUAUGUAUAAUUAUUUACUUAUGUAUUCCGUACAUACUUCCAAUACAUUAUAUCACUUACACAUUGAUAGAUCUCUAUAUGUAUAUAAUCACCAUAAGAAUAUUCAAAGAGAGCCAUUUUGUUCAUAUAUUGCUAUUUUGAUAGCUUUAGAUAAUUAAAAAGGACUAAUUGAAAAUAGUA